CUCUCUGCGCCCUGAUUGGUCAGCCACUGUCAGCUGACCGGGGAGCAGCGGAAGAGGAAAGCAGAGCAGCAGAGAGCAGGUUCCGUCAGCCACCAGAAUGCAGAGCACCGCCAACUACCUGUGGCUGAUCUCAGACCUGCUGGGUCAGGGAGCCACCGCCAACGUCUACCGAGGACGACACAAGAAAACGGGCGACCUCUACGCCGUCAAGGUGUUCAACAACCUGAGCUUCCUGCGGCCGCUGGACGUCCAGAUGAGAGAAUUUGAGGUUCUGAAGAAGCUCAACCACAAGAACAUCGUGAAGCUGUUUGCUGUGGAGGAAGAGACCAACACCCGCCAUAAGGUCCUGGUCAUGGAGUACUGUCCCUGCGGGAGUCUCUACACCGUCCUGGAGGAGUCCACCAACGCCUACGGUCUCCCUGAGGACGAGUUCCUCAUCGUUCUUCAUGACGUGGUGGCAGGGAUGAACCACCUGAGGGAGUACGGCAUCGUUCACCGCGACAUCAAACCAGGAAACAUCAUGAGGGUGAUCGGCGAGGAAGGCCGCUCCGUUUACAAGCUGACCGACUUCGGCGCCGCCCGGGAACUGGAGGACGACGAGCAGUUCCAGUCUCUGUACGGCACCGAGGAGUACCUGCACCCGGACAUGUACGAACGCGCCGUCCUCAGGAAGGACCACCAGAAGAAGUACGGCGCCACGGUGGACCUGUGGAGCAUCGGCGUGACCUUCUACCACGCCGCCACCGGGAGCCUCCCGUUCCGACCGUUCGAAGGGCCACGCAGGAACAAGGAAGUGAUGUAUAAGAUCAUCACAGAGAAGCCGUCAGGGACAAUCUCAGGUCAUCAGAAGUGUGAGAACGGGAAGAUCGAGUGGAGCACCGAGAUGCCCGUGUCCUGCAGUUUGUCCAAGGGCCUCCAGAGCCUCCUGACUCCGGUUCUGGCCAACAUCCUGGAGGCGGAUCAGGAGAAGUGUUGGGGCUUCGAUCAGUUCUUCGCAGAGACCAACGACAUCCUGCACCGCGCCGUGGUCUUCGUCUUCAGCCUGCAGCAGGCCACGCUGCACCACGUCUACAUCCACGAGUACAACACGGCGGCGCUGUUCCAGGAGCUGCUGUGCCGCAGGACCAGCAUCCCGCUGCACAACCAGGAGCUGCUGUACGAGGGCCGGCGCCUGGUCCUGGACCCCAACCGCCAAGCCAAGACCUUCCCCAAGACCUCCAGAGACAACCCCAUCAUGCUGGUGAGCCGCGAGGUCGUCGCCACCGUGGGCCUGAUCUUUGAAGACCCGAGUCCUCCCAAGGUCCAGCCCCGCUACGACCUGGACCUGGACGCCAGCUACGCUAAGACCUUUGCAGGAGAUGUGGGACAUCUAUGGAAAACCUCCGAGUCUCUGCUGGUUUAUCAGGAGCUGGUGCGGAAAGGAGUGCGAGGAUUGAUAGAGCUGAUGAAGGAGGACUACAGCGAGAUUCUGCACAAGAAGUCGGAGGUGUUCCACCUCUGCAACAUCUGCACGCAGCUGCUGGAGAAGACGGAGCAGCUGCUGGCGAUGCUGAUGCAGGCCAACAUGCUGACCUCGGAGUACGAAGAGAUCUCCGACAUGCACAAGAAGGUUCUCAGAAUCUCCGGCUCUCUGGAGCCCAUUGAGAGAACGGCACAAGAACUAAAGAGUAAGUUCCUGGCUGGAGGCCUGCUGACGGACGCCUGGACGCAGCAGGUUGGGACGCACCCCGAGGACCGCAACGUGGAGAAAAUCAAAGUGCUGCUAGACGCCAUCACAGCCAUCUACCAGCAGUUCAAGAAGGACAAAGCAGAGAGACGUCUGCCGUACAACGAGGAGCAGAUCCACAAGUUUGAUAAGCAGAAGUUGGUCAUCCACGCCGGCAAAGCUCGCUCUCUCUUCACUGACGAGUGCGCCAUGAAGUACCGCCUCUUCAUCUCCAAGAGCGAGGAGUGGAUGAGGAAGGUUCACCACGUGAGGAAGCAGUUCCUGAGCCUGUCGGGUCAGCUGAACAGCAUCGAGAAGGAGGUGACCAUGCUGAUGGACCGGGCCAUCAAGCUGCAGGAACAGCUGCCUCAGAAGGUUCUGCCGCUGGUGCCCAAUGUGAUGAAGCCUCAGCCGUACCUCAGUCCCAACACGCUGGUGGAGAUGACGCUGGGGAUGAAGAAGCUGAAGGAGGAGAUGGAGGGAGUCGUCAAGGAGCUGGCAGAGAACAACCACUUCCUAGAGAGGUUUGGGACUCUGACUCUGGAUGGAGGUCUGAGAGGCUGACCGGACCGCAGCACUGUGUACAUAUCCUCUGUAAAUACUGUCUGACUCGGACGGGUCACUGGGCCCACGGUCAGAACCUUCCAUCAGAACCGUCGAACCCAGAAACCACUGUCCCGACUCCCCGCGUCUCCAGAACCACAGCAGGCCCGGACGGAAUUACUACCAGAACCACCCUCUGCGCACUAAGUCAGAUCUGCUCCUGAGAUUUAUUUGGUUUUAUUUCAGCUCUCCAGACAGAACCCAAACUGCUUCACAGGUUCUACAGACACAGAACCAUGACCCGAAGUCUAGAACCAUGCAAAUCAAUAUUUUCCUCUCAUAACGGUUCUGUUUAAAUGGUUCUGUAUCCACCUUAUUUCCGGUAUAUCCAGCAGAACGAAGCAGGAGGAACGUUUUGGAUCAGGAGAAAGUUCCCCGGGUGUUGGGGGAACAUUUUGGAUCAUGUUGGUGAAAGUAGUUUAAAUGUUUAGAAAAGCAUUACAAUAAAUUCAGUUAAAGGUUCAAUCAGAGCUUUUCUCUCCUGUUUCCGCGUCGACUUCCUGUUUCCUCAUCUACUUCCUGUUUCCUCGUCUACUUCCUGUUUCCUCGUCGACUUCCUGUUUCCGCGUCGACUUCCUGUUUCCUCAUCGACUUCCUGUUUCCUCGUCUACUUCCUGUUUCCUCGUCUACUUCCUGUUUCCUCGUCUACUUCCUGUUUCCUCGUCAGUUUCCAUCUCUCUUCCAUAAUAACAUCCACAGUGCUGUUUGGAGCUCUUGUAAAUACGGAAAUAAAGACAUCUGAAGCAGAA
Messenger RNA from Fundulus heteroclitus (mummichog), 3057 nucleotides. RefSeq names its product TANK-binding kinase 1 (gene tbk1). Gene Ontology annotation, biological process: peptidyl-serine phosphorylation. The transcript has 21 exons. Gene Ontology annotation, cellular component: cytoplasm. The record is from RefSeq and is a predicted model, not a curated record. The coding region runs from base 98 to 2269 and encodes 723 amino acids. Gene Ontology annotation, molecular function: protein serine/threonine kinase activity; ATP binding. NCBI's taxonomy places the organism in Eukaryota, Metazoa, Chordata, Actinopteri, Cyprinodontiformes, Fundulidae.